GUUUGGAAUUAAUUCAACUUUUGUAAAGACCAUUGCCGUCCCAACUCCCAGCGGUUUUUUGAGCUCUUUCUUCCCGAAUCUUCUUCGAUCAUAACAAGGAGUCAGCCAUUUGGAGUUAUCCUUCAGUCUAAGAAGGAAAAUUCAUAAUAUUCCACCCUGAAAUUCACUCUUGAUUAUUAGUCAACACUGUCACUCUCUACUCCCAAUCAAAAUUUUUUUUCCAUCUCUUAAAUUCCAUUUGCAGAAGAAUUCAACAUUGAAAGCUUUCCUCUUGGUAAUCAACCUGAGAUCCCAGUUAGUAUCUUUCCGGCUUGUUUGUGCUAGUUUGUUUACUGGAUUAAGGGCUUUAAGUAGUUUCACUAAGAGCCUUGUGUCAACAUUUGGUGCUGAUUCCACUGUUUUCGUCUUCUUUGGAGUUUUGCAGGGGCGGGGUUUUUGUUAAAGUUCCUAUGCUAGUUGAUUAAUUUUAGGAUUGAAUUGGAAUAGGGUUUUGGAACUGUUGUUCAUCUGGGUUGUGAACGGGAUCUGGAGUUAUGGUGGAAUUGGAGGAGCCCCAGAGUCCAGCAAUGGGUAAUUCUCUGAAUUAUGUUUUUAGUUCAUUACAGCAUUUUGAUAUUAUUACCUGGUAAAUAUCAAUUGAACUCUGUGGAUACUAUUAUUCUUUUGCCCCCCUGAAGACUUAUUUUUUGGUUUUUGGGGUUAGGUGGAGUGAUUGGCCUUUCUGGUGUUGUUCUGUCGGGAUGCAUUAUGAAAGAUCAUUGUUUUAUGUGCAUUUAGACCGUGAUUAACUGUUAAUUUGUGGAUGCAAUGAUGACUUCGAUUUGCCAAUGCUUAUUUCCUUCUCUUUUGGUUCGAGUUCUUUCUUAGUUAUGUCACUGUGAUUUUUGCAAUGAAAUUGGCAAACUGAUUUUGGUCUAAAGUUACCUAUGCAUUUCACAAUCUGUUACUUCAACCAGGAAUUUCAUUUGGCCCCUAUUCUGUAAUUCAUUUUCCUGGUUUUGUUAUUAAGCUGAUCAGUUUCUAAGCUCUUAGUAUCCUUGGAUUUCAUGGGGUUGGAAGUUGUUUUUCUGUAUUGCUGUGCUAAAUAGCCAGUCUUUGAUUAUCGAAGUUCAUUAUGCAGAAUGAUUAUGUGGUAGUAGAAGUUCAUUGUGGAACAUGUAAGUGACACUGCUAGCAUAUUUGAGAUUCGUGAAAUGCAAAUAAUAUUAAGAUACUACGCUGACAGUUGUUUCUCCUGUAAUUAUCUGGUUGUUGUGUACUUGAUCUAAAAUGUAUGUGCUGGGUGAAAUACCACGAAAUUGUAAUAUUUGACUCGUUUAUUUCUUUUUGACAGCAAUAAAUAAAAGCUUAACUUUAUCAAUGUGAAAAUGCCUUCAAUCAAAGUACAUUGCUGCUAUAUAAUGGACAAGGAAGAAUGACAAGAAUUCCUUUUAAAAUAUAUUAUAGCUUUCUGUGGUUCAUUACUUGCUGAUAAUUGGGAACACAUGUGUUGCAUGCAUUUUUACUUGUCAUUUUGGUUAUAUAUAUAGAUAGAUAGAUAUUAGCUAAUGUUAAAGGCUGUCAAAAAAGACACAAUUUUUUUUAUUUCUGCCAUGUAGAGUUGAAGAAUGUGUUUGGUAUCAAUUUAUAGAACAUUUUGAAUUCUGGUUUUGUAAUAUCUGUGCUAUUGUUGCCUUUCUUUCUUUCUUCCAUUCUUUUAUUUCCAGUUUUUAGAAGAUACGACUACAUUAAUUUGAUCCCCAUUCUCUCUGCAUUCACAUCCAUGCAUAGUGUACCUGGUUUGCUCUGCUGAAAGAUGCACAGAACUUCCAGAACUUCUUUUGUUCUUCUUGUAGAUCUAGAGCAAAGCUUUGUUCUAUUUGUGUUUUUUGGGGUUGUGUCUGUCCAUCUUUCCUUUUUAUUAAACUGAGAAAUGACAACAACUUCAAUGUAAUGAAGAGGGAGAAUUCGACAGUGAAGUGGUAUCUGAAGGUUCGUCUGUUGUGCGUGGGGACCCUCUCCAAGAUGGUGAUGGACCCCCCAAGGUUGAUUCUGCAAUCGAAGUACUCCAUGAGAAAGUGAAAAAGCAAGUCAUCAAGGAAGGCCAUGGCCAAAAGCCAUCCAAAUACUCAACAUGUUUUUUGCACUACAGAGCAUGGACCGAAAGCACUAAGCACAAGUUUGAAGAUACAUGGCAAGAACAACAACCUUUCGAGUUGAUCUUGGGCAAAGAGAAAAAAGAAAUGACGGGCUUGGCAAUUGGAGUUGCUGGCAUGACAUCUGGUGAGCGUGCCCUGUUGCAUAUUGGUUGGGAGCUGGCUUAUGGAGAAGAAGGAAACUUUUCCUUUCCAAAUGUUCCACCUAAGGCAGAUAUUUUGUACGAAGUCGAGCUGAUUGGUUUUGAUGAGACGAAAGAGGGAAAAUCUCGUGGAGAUAUGACUGUGGAAGAAAGAAUAGGGGCUGCAGAUCGAAGAAAGAUGGAUGGAAAUGCUUUGUUUAAAGAGGAGAAAUUGGAGGAGGCUAUGCAACAGUAUGAAAUGGCAAUUGCAUAUAUGGGAGAUGAUUUUAUGUUUCAAUUGUUCGGCAAAUAUAGAGAUAUGGCUUUGGCAGUUAAAAACCCUUGCCACCUUAACAUGGCAGCUUGCCUAAUAAAGCUCAAACGAUAUGACGAAGCCAUUGGGCAUUGCAGCCUAGUUCUAUCCGAGGAUGAAAACAACGUCAAAGCAUUGUUUAGACGAGGGAAAGCCAGAGCAGAACUUGGGCAGACUGAUGCGGCAAGAGAAGAUUUUCAGAAGGCACGAAAGUUUGCACCUGAAGAUAAAGCAAUUGCAAAAGAAUUACGUCUGCUCGCAGAACAUGACAAAGCUGUUUACCAAAAACAAAAGGAGCUAUAUAAAGGGUUAUUUGGACCAAGACCGGAGCCGAAACAGACGAAGACCAAUAUCCUAGUUUUAAUAUGGCAAUGGCUUGUGUCUUUAUUCCAUCGCCUUUUCAGGCGUGAAAGUCUGAAGUCUGAUUGAAUUUUUUGUGUAUCAAGUCAAUAACACCUGUGAGUGAACCCUUAACCUUUAAUGCUGUGUGAUCUCCAAUACUCUGUACUCCAUACGUGUAAUUCUCAAUUUUUGGUUCAUGUCUAUUUCUUGCCCAUAUGUUAGUGCAGAAUAUACUAAUAAAACAAUUGCAGGAAAGCUUCUCAUCUCAUGUAAAUUCCUCCAACUGUCAGGGUUUCUUGUCAUAGCUGUUAAGUCUUAAGACCGUUCAAAAGUAACACAGGCUGCCUUUCUUUCGGGUUAUUAUUAGUUUAUUCUUUUUGUUCUUCCGCAUGCAUGGAAGAACCGGUGGAUAUGUUGAAAGUAACUGUUGGUAAAAGAAAUGGAUAUACUUGGCACCAGAAAGUAGUUCUGGAUGAUCUAGUUAAUCUUGCAUUCUUUUGGCAAAAAGCCAUAGCCUAAUCAUGUCAGCAUUUCGAUACAUUUGUGCUUUUGUCUCAGCCGUGUGGCUCUUCUCUUGUUUCAUUUCCUGCAAUAAUCGAACUGCUGCUGCUGCUAAUCGAGCUACUGUACUUAGCGGUGAAAAGGAACCAAAUGCAAUCAAUAGAAACAAUCUCAGUGAUAUGACUUCCAUACAAGAAGGCGUAAUGAUGUGUGGACAUUGUCCUCUAUUAUUGAUAUAACACUGACUUUUUUAUUUACAGCAGCGGAAACAACUACCAAGAUUCUACAUACCCUGUUGUGUACAACAUGAAGUUAUACAAGCCCUGGAAGAAAAUAAUUACUAGUAAGAAUAUGAAGAUGAGGUUCUGUCUACCUAAAUCUACCAAGGCAAUUUGGUGAUGGAGGUCCAAGCACAGUAAGCACAAACAAGCUUCUGAGAUAUAUACACAUACAGAGCAAAUGACAAGCACAUAUAUGUCAAAUCUUUCCAAUCACCCUUCUGCUUUGGACUCAGAUUCUCCCUCAAUUCCUUCCCAAACUUGUCUACACUCAUCAUCAUAACCUGAUGAUGACGCAAAGUUGUCUUUUUUACCGUCUUUUCUUCCUUUGCAACUUGAUGAUCCUCUGCAUCUACUGGAUUGCUGGAUGACGAUCCUCUGCUUCGGCAAGAAACGGAGAUGGAAGUUCUGUGAUCAUUCUUUUGUGGGAUUUUUGGGGUUCUUGAAGAACUGGUUUUGGUUUGGAAGCAAUGACAAAUCUGAAUUGCAGCCAUAUGGGGGAAUGGUUAUGAUCCCUUUUUUGUUGACAAGAUAUUUUCAGGAGGUUAUGAGUUCUUCUUGUAAACCUACUAGAUAAGGUGAAUCACACUGUGAGUGCGUUUUAGUAUGAGGUCCAAAUUCAUAGAAAAUUUUGCUGGAUAUUAAGGGGUUAAUUUUGGAUUUUCGGCCUUCUUUUCAAAUAUAAAAUGAAAGAAUUUUUUUUUGUCUAUAAAGUAAGCAUUCCAAAAUCCAAGCUAUGUAUAUACAUAUAAAGUAGGG
Oldenlandia corymbosa var. corymbosa is the source of this 4450-nucleotide messenger RNA. Lineage: Eukaryota; Viridiplantae; Streptophyta; Magnoliopsida; Gentianales; Rubiaceae. The record is from the annotation of a GenBank genome assembly.